Molecule: messenger RNA, 5115 nt
Organism: Myotis myotis
Lineage: Eukaryota; Metazoa; Chordata; Mammalia; Chiroptera; Vespertilionidae
Gene: CRACR2A
Product: calcium release activated channel regulator 2A
Exons: 22
Coding region: 557-2749 (730 amino acids)
Molecular function (GO): calcium ion binding; GTP binding; GTPase activity
Source: RefSeq, a predicted model, not a curated record
GCCGCCUCCAGUUCUGCGCGGCAGGGGACUAGUCCAGCCCGCGCGGUUCUGGGCGGAGAGAGUCAGGGGGAGCAGCCCGCGGAGCAGGAGGCUACCUGACAGCUGUGAGCCCAGCGGUGGCGUCAGCAGCUAGGAGGGAAGCGGCGACUCCGGAGGUACGAGGUCCUGCCCUGACCACAGCUGCCCUUCAGGACACCAGCUCUGAGCCACAGCUGGGCCAUCAGCUGCUGUCAAGGGUGGGGCUCUGGCGACUUGUGCUGUUCCUCAUGAGUCCAGCCUGGGGCUCCACCUGGCAUCCAGCACGGCCACGUCUCAGGUUCGUGGAGAGCUGUGGAAUAGGCUCGUCGUCCCUCCAGGGUCUGGCUGUCUGAACAGAAAAAGAAAGCUGGCGGGAUUCAAACACGGGUCACAAACAUGCUCUCCAGAUCUGAAGCGUUACCCUUGCUCUGAGGAGCCGGGACCUGCCAGGUAUUCUGUGACAUAACCUGCUAAGGGCUGAAUUGCACCCGCCCCACAAAAAGGGUCUGAAAAGACUUGGAGAAAUUGAUAAACCUGGAUGGCUACCCCUGACCAGAAAGUGGUUUCUAGGCCCCAGAGACCUGCCCGGGGACCGAAGGGGAAUGGGGCCUGCCUGGGCCCCCUGGACAGCCUGGAGUGUAUGGAGACACAGGAGAUGGUGCUGGCAGAGGUAGCCAUGCUGAGGAAGGCACAGGAAUUCUUCCAGACCUGUGAUGCCGAGGGCAAGGGCUUUAUUGCCAGGAGGGAUAUGCAGAGGCUCCAUAAAGAGUUGCCCCUCAGCCUGGAGGACUUGGAGGAUGUAUUUGAUGCCCUGGAUGCUGAUGGCAACGGCUUUCUGACUCUAGAGGAGUUCACCACUGGGUUUAGUCAUUUCUUCUUCAGCCAGAGCAAGCCAAGUCAGGGAGAUGCAGGUGAACAGGUGGCCCCGCUCCAGGAGGAGAAGGUGUAUCAGUCCAGAGCGGAGGAGGAUCUGGGUGACCUGGAUGAAGAUGAGGAAGCCCAGUUCCAGAUGCUGAUGGACAAACUUGGAGUCCAAAAUGUUUUGGAAGAUGAAAGUGAUGUCAAGCAACUCUGGCUGCAGCUGAAGAAGGAUGAGCCUCACUUACUGUCCAACUUCGAGGAUUUCCUGACCAGAAUCUUCUCGCAGCUCCAAGAAGCCCACGAGGAGAAGAACGAACUGGAGUGUGCCCUGAGAAAGAAAAUUGCUGCUUAUGAUGAAGAAAUCCAGCAUCUCUAUGAGGAGAUGGAGCAGCAAAUCAAAAGUGAGAAGGAGCGGUUUCUCUUGAAGGACACAGAGCGCUUUCAGGCCCGCAGUCAGGAGCUGGAGCAGAAGCUGCUGUCUAAGGAGCAGGAGCUGGAGCAGCUCUCCCAGAAGCAGAAGCGGCUGGAGGGCCAGUGCACAGCCCUGCAUAAUGACAAGCAUGAAACCAAAGCGGAGAAUACCAAGCUGAAACUCACCAACCAGGAGCUGGCCCGGGAGCUGGAGCGCACCUCCCGGGAAUUGCAGGAUGCCCAGCAGCAGCUGGAAAGCCUCCAGCAAGAGGCCUGCAAACUCCACCAGGAGAAGGAGAUGGAAGUGUACCGCGUGACGGAGAGUCUGCAGCGGGAGAAGUCAGGGCUCCUGAAGCAGUUGGAUUUCCUGAGGGAAAGGAACAAGCACCUCCGGGAUGAAAGGGACAUAUGCUUUCAGAAAGAUAAGGCAGCCAAAGCAAACACAGCUGCUGCCAAGGCAAGCUGGAAACAGAGAUCUGGCUCUGUGAUAGGCAAAUAUAUGGACGGCAGAGGAAUCCUUAGAAGCCAGUCAGAGGAGGAGGAGGAUGUGUUUGGCAUGCUGAGGAGGAGAAGCUCCCUGGGCCUGAGUGGGUAUCCCCUUCCAGAUGAGGAGCCAGGAACCAGGGAGCCAGGGGCUGAGGGUCCACGCCCCCGGGCACUCCGCAGAAUCAUCUCCAUUGAAGAAGACCCCCUGCCCCAGCUCCUGGAUGGCAGCUUUGAGCGGCCGCUGAGCAAAUGCCCAGAAGAGGAGGAGAUCUCCAACCAGGGGGUGGAAGGACAAAGUCAGCAGUCCCAACCUUCUCAGGGGGAACUCGUGCCCACAUCUCCCCGAGGGCAGCCUGUUGGGAAAGAAGCUCUGUCUAAGGAGGAAGGCUCUCUCUCCACCCCAGACCGGCUCUUCAAGAUUGUGUUUGUGGGCAACUCUGCCGUAGGGAAGACAUCCUUCCUGAGGAGAUUCUGUGAUGACCGGUUUUCCCCGGGCAUGACAGCCACUGUGGGCAUCGAUUACCGUGUGAAGAUGGUACAUGUGGGUGACUCUCAGGUGGCCCUGCAGCUGUGGGACACGGCCGGGCAGGAGAGGUAUCGUUGCAUCACCCAGCAGUUCUUCAGAAAGGCUGAUGGUGUCAUCGUCAUGUAUGACCUCACAGCCAAACAGUCCUUCCUGUCGGUCCGGCAGUGGCUGAGCAGCGUGGAGGAAGCUGUGGGGGACCGUAUUCCUGUACUUCUGCUGGGCAAUAAAAUUGACAACGAGAAAGAGCGGGAAGUUCCCCGGGGUCUUGGAGAACAGCUGGCCAAGGAGAACAAUCUGAUCUUCUAUGAAUGCAGUGCCUAUUCUGGUCACAACACCAAAGAGUCCUUGCUCCAUUUGGCCAGGAUCCUCAAGGAGCAAGAAGACACAGUGAGGGAGGACACCAUCCAGGUUGCCCGCCCUGCCAAGAAAAAAUCCUGCUGUGGCUGAAAGGCACCGCUUCCGCCUCUCCCCCAGGCCUGGCUCACAGGGCCCACCUGAACGCUGCGCAUGGCUCGGCACAGGUGCCCCCGCCGAGGCCGGCCCAGACCUCUGUCCUUGACAGGGACUUGCCUUCCCCAAAGAAAGGGGAGCACCUCCACUCAGGAGAGCUGCUCUUGGAGCACCUUAGAGUCUUUCCUCUUCCUUCUUUCUCUAGAUCCCAGAUGCCCAUUCCUUUCCCUCCCUCCCCCCACCUCCAGCUUGGCUUCCUGGGGAAAGAAACAGAUGGGCUUUCCCAGAGAAGCCACCACGUGCCUUCUCCACCCCCCUUCUCCCCCCAACCCCCUUGCCUUUAAGAGCCUCAGCAAUGCAGUUGCCAUGGUAACUGUGCAGGGCAGACUUGCUGCUUCCUGCAGGCCACAGAUACAGCACCUGUGCAAUGAAUGCCAGGGUGGCUGGUCGGGCUUUGGCUCCUGUUCUCUGGAUGCCAAUGGGACACUCUUGGCAUAUGCUUCAUGGACCUCAAGGUGCCUGUGUGGUGUUCAGGGGAGCAAACCUGGGCACCCGCAUCCUAUUCCUCACCCACAUCCUCCACCCCCAGGGGUCCUGCUCCUCUCCAGGCUUCAGGGCCCAGCCUCUCUCAGCAGCCACUGGCCCGUGGUAUUUGCCCCACGGGUUCUCAGAAACAGUGCCUUAUAAGAACCCCAGCCUUUUCUCCUCACCGCCCACCCACAGCCAGGACUCCCAGGUGGGCUGGGGUGAUAAAUGGGUGCCUAGAGUUAGGGAGUGGGCUUACUUCCUGCUUCACUUUCAGAGAUGAAAAGAAAACCAGGGGGGAAAAACCAUCUGCUGCUAAACAGAGCGACCAUUUCUGGAGGGUAUAAAUAAACUAUAGCUAUGUAAAGCCAUUUUCUAAAUGUUUCUCAAAAUAGCUCUCUGAGAAAUUGUACGUGAUGAUUGACAGGGUAGCUUGACAUGCAGGCAGUGAGGCCCAACACCAGGUCCAUCAUUACUGACUUCAUUUUAUUUGAUUUGAGGUUUUCCAGAAGACCGUGUGUGUGUGUGUGUGUGUGUGUGUGUGUGUGUGUUUUAAGUGUGGCUGUGAUGGUGACAUUUUGCUGGUGUUUGUCAAGAGAGUGUAGCUGCUGGCCUGGGCACCGUGACUGCAACAGCUCAGGGCAUUGGAAUGAAGGGAAGGUCUGGGCCUGUGGUGGUCUCUGGCCUGGGUGCUGAUGAGUGCCCAGCCCUGGCUGGCUGGCAGCGGAACUGGCGAGGGCACUCUUGCCCUGGGAAGGAAGUUGGAUGAAAUGACCAUAAAGAUCACUGCCGAUGACCAUUCUCGGGCUGUGGGCCCAGGCCCGCAGGAGAGGAGGUGGUGAAGGCAGAGAGGCAAAAAGUGCCCACACGCCUCUGAGAAGAUGACUCAAGACAAAUGCACACAGUCAGCCAGGCUGGGGAGAGGCGACAGUUCCCAAUGCUCUUCCCUACAUCCUCUCCACUGACCCCCAAAGGGGUCAGAGCCCCAGGGGUCGCCAGGUAAAUGCCCAGUUCUUUUGCAGACUCCUCUCUUCUCUGUCAUCCAGCCUUCAGAGGCACCAGGGAGCCCGUGAAGAGUGUGGAACAAAACCCAGCAAUGAGCACUGGAAGGUGCCCCUUGAUCUUGGGCAAGCCGGCUCCCUCCCUGGGCCCCCGUCUCAGCAGUAAAGUGAGCAGUGGGCUAUUUGAUGCUCCAGGCUCUUCCCCCUCAGAAUGCUUUUGACGACCUGCUCAUUUUCCCACUUAGGCUGCUCUGGCCCCACUCAGAGUUCGAGGGGAACUUAAAGGAGACUCCAUUUCCUGGGAGAGGACACUGGUGGUGGUCUCAUUCGUGGGAUGCGUGGGGGACGGUCACCCGGCGGUGGCCCUCUUAUCUGGUGUGUUGCUGUGUGAAUGUAUGUUUUACGUGUAUGGAGUGCAGGUGGAAGGUAGGGAUCGCCAGGGAGAAAGGGAAGCAGCUGUCCUGCUUCUGAUGGAAACAGGAUGGCAAUUGGGAUUUAUGGGGCAAGCAGGCUCUCCGUGGGGUUCCCUCAGCCAUAGAUGCAUCUGUCCCUGAACACCUGACCCCUGGCUCGGGCUGCAUUUUUUCCAUUUAGGAGAAGUGGAUUCAGGACUUAGAGCAGGGUGGGAUGACCCUAGUGCCUGGCCUUCCAAUGUGUGGGGUAAAGCCCCACAAACCCUCAAAGGUCCCAAGAGACAGAAGGGCAGAAAGUGUCUUCAGGCCUCUGCUGCUCCCUUUUCCAACCUCACUUGAAGAAGUGUGGAGCAUGAGGACUUCAGAGAGACUCUGAGAAGUUCUGUGUCCCCACGUCUCAGCCUUCCCUUCUCUCCUCCCCUUC